AUGGCUGCACCGGCAAGCGACGCACAGGGGAAGCUCCAGGAGCUGACGGACCAGUAUACGAAGCUGCAGCAGGAGCAACAGACAUUGAUCGUAGCGCAGCAACGGCUGAAUGCGCAGAAGACAGAGAACGAGGGUGUCAAGAAGCAAUUCGAGGACCUCAAGGACGGCGAGACCAUUUACAAACUCGUCGGCCCCGUCCUGUUGAAGCAGGAAAAGUUUGAGGCAGACAGCACAGUCAAGGGCCGUCUGGACUUUAUUGACAAGGAGAUCGGCCGGCUGGAGGACGAGAUCAAAGAGUCCAACACCAAGAUGGAUGAGAUCAAGGACAAGAUCAUGGCCACACAGACAAGCGCACAACCAGCACAGUAG
Messenger RNA from Sporothrix schenckii 1099-18, 369 nucleotides. RefSeq names its product tubulin-binding prefolding complex subunit YKE2. The record is from RefSeq and is a predicted model, not a curated record. The coding region runs from base 1 to 369 and encodes 122 amino acids. The transcript has 4 exons. NCBI's taxonomy places the organism in Eukaryota, Fungi, Ascomycota, Sordariomycetes, Ophiostomatales, Ophiostomataceae. Gene Ontology annotation, molecular function: protein-folding chaperone binding. Gene Ontology annotation, cellular component: prefoldin complex; cytoplasm. Gene Ontology annotation, biological process: chaperone-mediated protein complex assembly; protein folding.